This is a messenger RNA of Habropoda laboriosa, 1743 nucleotides long. Its product is annotated as ubiquitin-associated domain-containing protein 1-like. Bases 26 to 1702 code for a protein of 558 amino acids. The record is from RefSeq and is a predicted model, not a curated record. Lineage: Eukaryota; Metazoa; Arthropoda; Insecta; Hymenoptera; Apidae. The transcript has 13 exons. Gene Ontology annotation, molecular function: protein binding.
AAAAAAUUAAAACAUUAACUACAUAAUGUCAGAACUAAUUGUAAUCAAUGUUAUAAGCCCUGAAGGAAAUACUGCAAGUUUUAAUAUAACACCAGAUAUGACUAUAAAUAAAAUUAAAAACAUUGUAAUAAAACAUUUUUAUGGUGAUGAUGAAUCAAAAAAGCUAAUCAAAUUUCGUUUAAUUCAUACAUUUAAAUUUAAAUGGCUUAUAGAUGAUUACAGUGUAACUGAUGAGGAAAUUAAUAAAAAUGAUGAAUUAAUGUUAAUAAAUAUUCGUCCAACAUCUAUAAAGGAAAAUUUAUCUGAAGACACUUUGAAGGGUCCCAGUGAAGAAGUAAUAUUACAAGCAACAAAUGAUUUACAUAUAAGUAAUGCACCUCAACGUAUUCCAUUUCUUCAUUGUCCUGCAGAUUUUCAGAAUGAAAUACGGACAAUUUUGAUAACUCUUGUAAGAGCAUCUGCAAAAAUUAUAAUGUACAGUCCAGAAGCACUAAAAUUUUACAAAAUUUUAAAAGAAAAAUUAGAACACAGGUACAAACCAAAAUGGUUAAUAGAACACCAAAAUGAUCCAGAAGAUGAGGAUGACUUAGAUUUGGCAAUUUUUGAAAAAGAAUGUCAAAGUUUGGAGAAAGAGGGAAAUCUAAUCAAUAUAAUAGAUCUUUUGCUAGAAAGCUUUCAUCACUAUAAGAAGAUGGAUUUUAAACCCAGUUCUAAAACAGUACAAUCAUUGUUGAAAAUGGGAUUCGAAGAAAAGGCUAUUAUUGAUGCAUUAAAAGUUACUGGAAAUAAUCAAGAUAAUGCUUGCGAAUGGUUACUUGGAGAAAGAAGAUAUAGUUUACAAGACUUAGAUAAAGAACUUGAUUCAGAUAAUCCAAUUUAUGAAGCAAUAAUGAAUGACCCACGCAUUCAACUUACUCUUACAGAUCCUAAUAUGCUACUUGUGUAUUUAUCCCUGUUAGAAACACCAGUUUCUAUAGCUGAACGAAGGUGGGAUCCUGAUGUAAAACCAGUACUUGAUCACAUUAUUACAACGUAUUAUGCUGAAAAACAUAUUCGAUUAAAUCAACGUAUAAUGGUUUAUUAUUUUACAAGUGAAGUUGUACAACCACCAGUAACAUUAUUUAUGGGAGUUGAUAAAUAUGAAAAUGAAGAUCUUAUAAAAUGGGGCUGGCCAGAAGAUGUGUGGUUUCAUGUAGAUAAAUAUUCUUCAGCUCAUGUAUACCUUCGUCUUUGCCCUGGGCAAACAAUAGAUGACAUACCUAGUGCAGUUUUAGAAGAUGCUGCACAAUUAGUGAAGGCAAAUAGCAUUGAAGGAAAUAAAAUGAAUGAUGUUGAUGUAGUGUACACAAUGUGGUCGAAUUUAAAAAAAACUCAGAGCAUGGAAGAAGGGCAAGUUGGUUUUCAUAAAGAUAAAGAUGUUCGUAAAAUUCGUGUUGCAAAACGAAUAAAUACUAUUGUUAAUCGAUUAACUAAAACUAAACGUGCAGAACAAGUAAAUUUAAGAGCUGAAAGAGAGGAGCGAGAUAGAAAUGAACGAAAAGAUAAAAAGAAACUUCUAAGGGAGCAAAAGGAAAAAGAAAAAGCAGAAGAGAAACGACGAAAAGAAGAGGCAGAAAUGAGAAGUUAUAAUUCUUUAUUUAAUACAUCUAAUAUGAUAUCAAAUACAGAAAAUAGUGGAUAUGACUCAGAUGAUUUUAUGUGAUGAAAUUAUGUACAGCAUUUGUAAUUGUGUCUACUUUACUA